ACUUCCAGAGGGAUCAGACUUCCAACAUUAUCUUUCGAGCGUUAGAGAGCAGCAGGACGUAGAAUAUUUAGUGCAAAAAUGAAUAGUGUGAUAUUAGUUCUAGCAUUAGGAUUGAGUGGCGUUAGUUGUUAUUUACCUCCGUCCAUCGAAGUUUGCCAUCGAGAUGUUCCCGAUAUGGACAAGUGCGUGCUGGCUGUGGUGGGGAAAAUGCGAUCCAAUAUUGUUUCUGGGGAUUACGGAAAUGGAACCAAAUUACCGAGCUUAGAUCCGCUCUACAUGGAACGGUUGGAUAUCGACGAUGGAUCAAACUUACAGGCUACCUUCCGCAAUACGAUCAUUACGGGAGCCAAGAACUUCCACGUGGACAAAAUGCACAUCAACCCUGCCAACAGGACUUUGAAUCUGUUGAUCACUUUAGAUAAUGUAGUUCUAAAGGGGAAGUACAACAUGAAUUUGAGGCUUGGACUGCUCUUAGUCGACGGCGAUGGAGAUUCGACUUUGGAUCUGACUGACGUAAAGCUUCUAGUCAAAAUGAACUACUUCUUCGCGGAGAACAGCAACGGUCGUAAAACGAUGCAAUUCCACCCGAUAGAUGUGAAAAUCAAGUACGCCGGUACUGCCAAGUUCGACAUGACGAAUCUCUUGAAGGAUAAGCCCCGCCUCGGACAGGCCGCCAACGAAGCCAUCAACGAAAGUCCGGAGCUAAUACUGGAGAAAACGAAACAUCCGGUGGAACAGUUCUUCUCCAAGCUGUUCACUACGAUCGCCAAUGGACUGAUGAACGAUGCCGAAGAGGAGGAAGCUUUUCCUGUGCGAAUUCCUAGUUGAUUAUUAGAAUGUAUAGAUCAGGAGAGGAAUCCACAUGAGGAGAGUUAAAAUGAAAGAUAAACGAAUUUUGUUGUAUAAGUUUUUCUAACAGUAUUUGAAAAAAUAAAUACCCUGGACGACAAAAAAA
Aedes aegypti (yellow fever mosquito) is the source of this 955-nucleotide messenger RNA. RefSeq lists its product as uncharacterized. Lineage: Eukaryota; Metazoa; Arthropoda; Insecta; Diptera; Culicidae. The record is from RefSeq and is a predicted model, not a curated record. Bases 79 to 828 code for a protein of 249 amino acids. The transcript has 4 exons.